Molecule: messenger RNA, 4848 nt
Organism: Aspergillus calidoustus
Lineage: Eukaryota; Fungi; Ascomycota; Eurotiomycetes; Eurotiales; Aspergillaceae
Source: the annotation of a GenBank genome assembly
AUCUGGAUGUUGUUCUUCUGGCCGGUAUACCUCAGCAACCGAGGUCGAGGUGAUGGGGUCUGCGAAUCUCACUAGCAGCUCCAAAUUAUUAACAGCCACCUCCUGUUUGGUCAGGGCCGAAGCCGCGGGACUUCCCGAUUCUCUUCCGCAAGUCUGGCUGCACAUUAUUACUCAGCUCUUGUUCAUCAUGCACAUCGAGUCUGACUCUUUGAGACGUGUCGCGAACAACUGAAACGGACGAGAUUGGAUGCCGGACAUAUCUGAAGGUUCGCGUUUGAUGUGGCUACAAUGACGAAUGCUGGCUCCGGAGGCAACGAACUACAGGGAGCUCGAUACGGGACGAAUCAGAAGGGGAAAAAAAUACGUAGUUCAAGCAUAAAUUGAAUUCCAUUAUCAACCUCGAAAGGUGAGAGAAGGGAUGUCCGUCGUAAAAAUAGUCCUGCCGUUCGAUAUAGCGAACACCAGGGUGGAGUAGACGCAGCUCUGCUAAAAACUGUUUGGUUUUGAUCUUCCACUGAACGAACUAAGAAAAAGUAUGCCUCUCUGCCACUGUGAAGGCGAGACGCGCACUGUGUGGUUGUCAGGUUGGCCCAAGGGAAAGCCUUGGGCUUGCUAUACAAUUGAUAAUGUGAGUCGAGUAGGUAGAGAUGGUAUGAUAUGAUGCUGCCACUCAUCAUCAGAGUUUGGCACACGUUUGGUGUGAAGCAUGGUCGCGAGGAGCCUGUUGAGGAGAGUUGGAAUAUGACAAGAGAAAUUGAAGAAAACUCGCAGACUUAGUGGCACUCCACGUGACCACAAAGGUUUCGCUUAUUUGGUCAUGUGAUGCUCGCUGUCUCGACCAUGUGAUGAAUAGAUCACCAAGGCCAUCUUAGAUGCCCUUUUGAUUGACUUGAUUGACCAUCAGCAUUAGGCUGUUGGUACAAAUCUAAAUGCUCUGGCUAAGGGUUAGCUUUGUGGCGCUGGCGAAGCUCAAAACCGGUUGCGUGUAAGAAUGGAGGCUUGGUAGAUGGCAGUGCUGAGCAAAAUAUAUAUCGAGAGAGCCCAUCGAUUACAUUAUGGCAUCCAACGCGCGAAUAGAACUGUCAGCCACUAAGAUAGCAUAAAACUCGCAGUAUUGAUGGCUGCCAGCAGUUACUCCAGACGCCCAUGUCGAAUUUGACGCUGGUACUACUGGACUCUUCGCAUCUGGCCAGAACGAAGCCUCAGGCAUAAAGGUACCAUCACGUGCCACACCACGCCUUUAUCUGCUCCGCAAAAAUUUGCACGCGUUCUUCUUCCUUUCUUCUUUACACUUUUUAAACCUCAAGAACGCAUAAUCAACCUCCAACUCCUGUUUAUCCUUUUCAGGUUAAUCCCAUAGGAUGGUAGGUCAUAUUGGCGAACGAGAUUAAAUGUACUCUGUACACGGGCGACUCAAGACGACUCCAUCGCUCUGCGUUUCUCAGGAAGCUUCAGUGCAAUGGUGGAAAUAGUCACGAGCUGCUCAUACAUCUCAAACACCAAAACCUAUUCCAUGUAAAUGCUCGUAUGCUCUCAGACUUAAGGAUUUCAACAAGUCUGGUUGGACUGUGGCUGCUGUUAUCGUCUCUCAUGGAUGGCUUGGGUGAACCGCAUCCGGCUCGCCUCCGAAAAAUCCGUAGCAAUUCUGGACUGGGAUUUCGCGCUGAGUGCUUGAGCCGGACCCGGCGGAAGUUCAUCAGGAUUCAGGGCCGUCGAAUGACAUCCUUGGGCCCCAAUGGAGCCAAAGCUCCUCUGGUCUGAUUGGGGGCUAGACUGUACUUCGCCCUGGCCGUCAAUACUUGCGAUAGUGUGGCCGAGCACCAGAAGAGAGUUUGCCUGACUCGCGUUGCACACAAUUCUUGAUGGUUAAUAUAAGAUAGUCUGAAGAGUGAUAAUGGCGAAUUCGAGCGACGCAACGCCCUGAAGAAAGCGCAGAUGUAGGUCAAGUCAGCUCUGUAGUUGACGCGGCAGUAAUACUUUCGCCGCUGCGAUCUUCCCCACCUCCGCAGCUCAUCCGUCGCCUUCUCCUUUUACUGUCCACCACCACUUUCUCAUCUUCUUCUCCCCCUCUCUAUCAUCUCUUCUCUUUCUGCACUUGCACAUACAAACGCAUGAUUCUUGUAAAUAUGUGCUGUUAAUUCUUCUAUCAAUUCCACCCGAUUACUCUCUUCAGAAGCUCCAAGCUAGCCUAGGCCUUCUCACGAACCACAGACCGGUCUCUCCGUAUUUUUACUUGACGGCGUCUCGGCGACAAUACCGCAAAGAUGGUCAUUGGCAUUAGUAAACGCCAGCAGCAGCGUAAUGAGCGCGCUUUGCAAGAUCUCAUUCGGUCAGUCCCCGGCAACGACCGAUGCGCCGACUGCUCAGCUAUGAACCCAGGAUGGGCAAGUUGGAAUUUGGGUGUGUUUCUAUGCAUGCGAUGUGCAGCCCUGCAUCGGAAGAUGGGAACGCACAUAUCCAAAGUCAAAUCAUUGAGUAUGGAUAGCUGGUCUUCAGAACAAGUCGAUGAAAUGAAAUCGCACGGAAAUACGAUUGUGAACAAGAUCUACAAUCCUCGGAAUGUCCAACCCCCUGUUCCAACCGAUAUUGACGAAUCCGAUGCCUGUAUGGAACGAUUUAUCCGGCAGAAAUACCAGACACGGACUUUGGAGGACGGCCGACCAAAACCACCUAGCCGUCAAGACCCUAGCUAUACUACUAGGUCGCCAGAAGGCUCGCCUCCACCACUUCCUCCCAAACCUUCUCGGCCGUUUGGUUUUGGCCUCCGGUCCGCCUCGUCUGCGACGAACCUCAGCCGUCAGUCCGCGAGCAGCCGUGGCCCGGAGUCUCCCGUGAGUGACUCGCGGCGCUCAUCCUUCGAGACCAAACUCACAAGGUUGAGGGAAAUGGGGUUCACGAACGAGCGCAGAAACCUAACGGCCCUGAAGAGCUUAGAUGGCAACCUGGAUAAAACCAUCGAGACGUUGGUGAGGGUGGGAGAAGGCAGACAAACUCCACAGGUCAAGACCCCUGCUGCGACAACAUCUGGCGCUUCCGUCAAUCCCUUCGAUCAACUGGACUUCAAACCGCCGGCGCAGCCAGCCCAGCCAAAUGGAUUGAGCUUCAAUCCUUUCGACAUACCUACACAACAGGCGCAGUUGCAACCGCAGCCGGCGCCUGCUCAGUCCCUUGAACAAUCCUUUCAGAACCUUCAAGUUACACAACCUCUCUUCCCACACUCUACUGGUGGAUAUCCAAACAGACAAACUGCUCAACCGCAAUAUAUUUACGGCCAGCCUGCUGCUCCAUUUGCUGCACCACAAGCCGGAUUCGUCUCUUCCCCACAGCCGCUUGAAGGUGGAAAUAAUCCUUUCUUCCAAACUGGAGCUCAGCCGCAGGCCAGCUUGAGCACACCACAACCUCAGAACCCCUAUCCAGCCCAAAAUAACCCCUUCUUCAACCAAAUGUCUACACAAGCACCGCAAAUGCCAUUGCAAAAUCAAAACUCAGCAUCUGCUUUUCCUCAACCGCCCCGGCAUGCAAACACUAUGCCGCCCAUGUCAACGUCGCCUUUCGGGCAGCCUCCUCCUUUCCAGCAGCCGCAGCAACAGCCACAACACGUACAACAGCAGCAACUACAACAGCCACAGCUUGGAGUGCAGACGGCGCAACCUGGAAACUCAUUUAACCCCUUCCAGUCCAUGACUGCACCAACUACUCCCCUUGCUGGAGGAUACCCUAGCCAAACUCCCUUCGGAUAUCCAGCGGCUGCUCAGACCCUCGCUCCACAACCUACGGGCCGGGUCGACAAGAAUAGCAUUCUUGCUCUGUACAAUUUCUCCGCGCCUCCUCCCGCGAUUCCAGAACAGCAACAGACCCAGCAACAAGCGGUGCCUGGACUUGGUGCUCCUCCCGGGCAGCUUCAGAACCCACAGGCAGCGUUCGCUUCAUCAAACUAUACCAACGCCGGUCCCCAGCCCAAUGUCAACGCGCAGGCUGCCACAUCUCGCAACCCAUUUGGGUACCCCGGUGCAUCUGGAGCCCAACAACCUCCGACACAGGUCCCAACUCAAGCAAAUCCGUACGGUUUGGCUAUGAAUUCCGCCAAUGCCGGAGCAAAUACUGCAUUUAUGAAGAGCCAUAUGAGCCAGCAAAGUGUGGACAUCAACGGCUUCCAGAACGGAAGACACAGUCCAGACGCGUUUGCUAGUCUCAGCUCACGAUUCGGACGAUGAAAUUUCUCGGCUAUAUUCUGUCUUUGCUUAUACCCGGUUUUCUUCCAAGGCUGUUUCGGGUGGUUAUAGGAAAUACUCAUACGAUUGCUGCAUUAUUAGCGGUGUCACAUCUUUGCAUGAUGGACGAAUGGAUCAUUGGGAAACUGUCAAGUAACGAGGUAGACUCGCAUGAUUGGAUACAAGUAUAUAUAUAGUCUGGCAAUCUGACGUCUAGAUUUGGUGGAUAUGACGCUUUGUGUGCUCGAUUGGCCUUGUGCUCCGGAGGCUGAUACAAUCUGCUCCGAUGCAGAGAUACAAUCGACCGGCAAGACCGAGCGCUUCACCGCAACUGGGCCUUGAGAUCGACUUCUCUAGUGCCAAGACCAACGGGGGUGCCAAGACUCGACGGCAAUCCAACCAGAUUGAGCAUGCGAGCACGUGUGCUGUGCGGACAGUAAUGCUCCAUGAUGUCAGCCUGCAUGGGGCUGUCGAGUUCUGGAUUCUCGGGUACAGUCGCUUGAUAGUUUCCGCCGUCUGUUCGCGGUGAUGUAGUGUGUAUCCUGCAAAAACAGAGUCAUUGGAUCGCCGCUCGGCAUCCAUCACGAUGAUUGAAUAUCACCGUCAUCAAACGUUGAUGGGAAUCUCGUGGUGUUAU